AUAUCAUGCACACAACAUUCAAAUUAUAAGCACAACUUCAAAACCUCUCAAUUCUCAUUAAUUCUUCCAAACCAACAAAAAAUGUCAGAAAUUGACAUAGAAAUUCAAAUCAAAAUUCCUCUCCAAGAAUUUCUUAAAAACACAAAUGAAAAAGAAAUCAAGAACAAAGCCAUUAUUAAUGCUUUUUACAAAGAAUUGGCCCAACUUCGAAUGCGAGCAGUGGCUAAACUCCUGGCAACUGACUUAGAAUAUUGGUUCCACGGUCCGCCCCACUGCCAGCACAUGAUGAGGGUGCUGACCGGACAGGCGCACCGGAGCGAGUUCCGCUUCGAGCCGAGAAGCGUCGAAGUGAUCGGUGAUUGUGUGAUUGCUGAAGGGUGGGAAGGUGCACAAGCUUAUUGGGUUCAUGUUUGGACAUUGAAAAAUGGAGUUAUUACACAAUUUAGAGAGUAUUUUAAUACAUGGUUAACUAUUGAGGAUAUUAGUCCGGAACAUCGUUGGGAAAUUGGACAGGGGAGUACACACACUUUGUGGCAGAGUCACCCUAGAGAUCUUUAUAAUCGCUCGUUGCCCGGUCUUUUACUCGCUAUCUAGAGAGCCCGGAAACCGGAAUGUCGUAACGGAAAUGUACGAAAUGAAAAAACUAAAAAUGGUAGUUUUUUAUAAAAAUAUAUUAUAUCAUAAAUAUAAAGUUUCGCAGUUUUAAAAGUUUCCGUACAAGAGUGUUAUCAGGGAAUUAAAUUAAUCUGAUAAGUUCAGUUCAUGUAAAUUUCAUGUUUUAGUGACUAGAGACGUAAUUGAAUCUGAAAGUUUGUUUA
Molecule: messenger RNA, 818 nt
Organism: Mercurialis annua (annual mercury)
Lineage: Eukaryota; Viridiplantae; Streptophyta; Magnoliopsida; Malpighiales; Euphorbiaceae
Product: wound-induced protein 1
Exons: 1
Coding region: 82-594 (170 amino acids)
Source: RefSeq, a predicted model, not a curated record